AUAACAUUGAGAUUUUGAAAACUUUAGGCAAAAAAAAAGUGCGGCUGCAUCCGUGCUUCCUUGCAGUCGACACGAGUUAGCUUAAGUCAUAUGGGGUGCGCAUUUUUACUGCAGACUAUGCAAGUUCAUGGAGUGGUUCGCUGAAACAACUGCUCCGCAAUAAACCUAUUAACUGGCGCUGACAAAUGUGAUUCAAUUACGAUUACAAUGUCAACUAAACCAUGCAAUCUUCCUAUCGAUGUCGUUGAGAUUGAUAGCAGCGAUGACGAAGGCGGCGGUGACACCCAUGCCGCCGGAAAGAGGGGAAACCAGGAUGUAGUGUCUACCGCCACAAAUCCUCAGGGCAAACCACAUGGUAUUCAUGAUGCCAGAUUGGGCGCUCCUCCUCCUCCGAAUAAUCGUCCACCAGACUCGAGGAGUUUCUGGAAGGCCGGGAAUAUCGAAAUCGCCCCCGCUAAAUCAGUAGCUAUAGAAGGUGACCUGGAACAUGCACGUGUACAUCCGAAGUUCUUACAUUCGAAUGCCACUUCUCACAAAUGGGCGUUUGGAGCAAUUGCUGAACUCUUGGAUAAUGCUGUAGAUGAGGUUGAGCAGUAGAUGUGUUUUGGCAUCUGCUUUCAGUUAGGCUCACUUGGUUGUCUUUACUCGACGCCAGAUAAACAAUGGUGCGACUUUCGUGAAGGUUGAUAGGAUAUGUAACGUGAAGGACAACUCUCCUGCCUUACUAUUUCUAGAUGAUGGUGGCGGAAUGGAUCCGGGACGUCUUCGGAAAUGCAUGAGUUUGGGCUACUCAUCAAAGACGAGCAACACAACAAUUGGGCAAUAUGGUAAUGGGUUCAAGACUAGUACCAUGAGAUUAGGUGCUGAUGCAAUUGUCUUUACACGGUCAUCUCACGCAGGCCGAGCAACCCAAAGUGUCGGCCUUCUAUCCUACACAUUUCUCUGCAAAACAGGACAGAAUGAUGUCAUUGUUCCAAUGAUUGAUUUUGAUAUCUCCGGGCACUGGGCAGAGCCAAUUAUUAAUACAUCCCAGGUUGAUUGGUCCACAAACUUGAAAACCAUCCUUGAAUGGUCUCCAUUUGUGUCAAAGGAUGACCUUAUGCAACAGUUUGAAGAUAUUGGCUCUCAUGGAACUAAGGUCAUAAUAUACAAUCUAUGGCUGAACGAUGAAGGAAUUUAUGAAUUGAAUUUUGAUGAUGAUGAUGAGGAUAUAAGGUUGAGAGAUGAAGCUAAUCAAGGAAAUGUGUCCAAACAACACAGGAAACAAGCUGAAUUGCAAUCCCAUAUUUCCUACCGCUUCCGUUAUUCAUUAAGGGCAUAUACAUCAAUUUUGUACCUCAAAAAGUUUAAAAAUUUUAGCAUCUUAUUAAGAGGCAAGGCUGUGGAGCAGUAUAGCAUUGGUGGUGAUUUACAACACUCAAAAGUAAUAUCCUACAAGCCACAACUUGAUGUGACAUCAAAAGAGGUGACUGUAGAAACUACUAUUGGCUUCAUUAAAGAAGCACCGAACCUUCCAGUGUCUGGAUUUAAUGUUUAUCACAAAAAUCGUCUAAUCAGGCCCUUCUGGAAGGUCACUGCAGAUGGUCAUUCAAGAGGAUCAGGUGUUGUUGGAGUCCUGGAAGCAAAUUUUAUAGAGCCUGCACAUGACAAGCAGGAUUUUGAGAGAUCUUCAAUUUUUUACAGAUUGGAAAUGAGGCUGAAGAAUAUGAUAAUGGAAUACUGGAAAUCUUAUUGUCACUUGGUAGGGCACAAGCCCCCUGGCGUGCCUAGUGUGCCAAGAGAAGCUCCUGCCCAACCGCAAGUUAGAGUUGUGAAUUCACAAAUGCAGUUGCCAACCACUGAACAUCAGCCAGUUAAUAGUCUUGUUGAUGACAGAUCAGCAGAUAUGAUAUCCGAGGAGAACAUUCAUCUCUUUAUGAGAUGUGAAGCUUAUAUACAAAAAGAAAAUGAAUUGAAGCAAACGAUUGAAGAAUUAGAGAGGGAGCUGGAUGAUACAAGAAAGAAGUGUGCUGAUAUUUCAUCGCGCCUGGAAAUGCAGAAGAAUCUCAAAGCUAUGAGUGGAAUGCGAAAUGUUUAAUGAGUCUUCUUCCUGGUGACCAAGUUGAUGAAUGUAUAUGAUGUGGUUUAUGCGGUAUUGGUUGAUCUGUUUUCAGCUUAGGAGUGUAUCUUAACGAGUAGCUGAAGUUGCUAGUCAUGUGUGUGGACGUGUGGUAUGUUAAAUAUAGCGCAUCUAUCAGCGAUAAAAAAUUAACGGAGUUGUUCAGUGUUUUUUUUAUGACUGACUCAUUGCUUCAGUUGCUUGUCCUAUAGACCCAUUGAUGCCACAUCCGGCUGUCCCUAUUUUAAAAUUUAUACUCGGUUUAUUGAGACUAGACAAUGUGCUCUU
This is a messenger RNA of Cuscuta epithymum, 2386 nucleotides long. Lineage: Eukaryota; Viridiplantae; Streptophyta; Magnoliopsida; Solanales; Convolvulaceae. The record is from the annotation of a GenBank genome assembly.